Messenger RNA from Rotaria sp. Silwood1, 1029 nucleotides. Lineage: Eukaryota; Metazoa; Rotifera; Eurotatoria; Philodinida; Philodinidae. The record is from the annotation of a GenBank genome assembly.
AUGGCAGCAUCGAAUUUCAGUGAUUUGUAUUUGGCAUGUUGUAAUGGUGACGUUGCCGUAGUCGAACGUUUAUUGCCAGUUACUUCAUUGAAAGAUCUUAAUCAUGUAGAACGAGAUGGAUGUACUUGUCUUCAUGCUGCUUCCGCUCGUGGCUAUAGAAAUAUUGUUCGCCUUCUUCUUGCACAUGGAGCAUAUCGUCGUGUACAAGAUCGACAUGGUCGUUCACCUUUAGAAUUAGCAAGAACAGGAGAAGUUGCAAGACUUUUUGCUCGUUCGGCAGAAGCAUCACAACAACGUUAUAGUGCUAGUCCAGCUCAACAACCAGAAUGGCAAUUCGAGGACGAUCGUGCUGAAGCAUUUUCACGCGCUAUUCAUUGGGGAUGUAUGAAAGAUCGUGGUAUAAAAAAAACAGUUAAAAAAAUUCAGAAAGCACAGGUUAUAGUAGAUGAUGGAGAAAAAUCAACUGAAAUUGUACAAAAUUAUUUUAAAGAUGCAUUAGAACAAAAAAAUCCAAUAUACUUACUUAAAGCUUAUACUACUGAAAGCCAAUUUUAUAAACGACUUAAUCGUGAAAUGGCUACUGGAAAUAGUGAACAAGUAUUUGAGAAAUUAUGUCGAAAAUGGACGGGUUAUUAUACAGGUAUUAUUGCGAGAAAUCCUGCAUUUGAACGUUUUCGUUUUUCGGGACAAACAUAUCGAGGAAUGGAAAUAACUAGAGAUGAUUAUGCACAGUAUAAAAUUGGUACUGCAUUAUCAAAUAAAUCAUUUCAAUCAACAUCAAAAUCAUGGAAAAUUGCCAAAGGCUUUGCUUAUCCAGCAGAACCAAAACCUGGAAGAUUACCUGUUAUUCUAAUUUUUACAAUAACUGAUCGAAGAUCUGCAUUGAGUAUUGAAGAUAUAUCAGAUUAUCAAGGUGAAGACGAAGUUUUAGUUUUACCUGGCACUUUAUUUAUAGUAUCUAAUAUCAAUGAAGAUCAAAUACCUUACGAAGUUGAAUUAGAACAACUUGAAUGGAAGAAUGAAUUUUGA